Molecule: messenger RNA, 1376 nt
Organism: Sorex araneus (European shrew)
Lineage: Eukaryota; Metazoa; Chordata; Mammalia; Eulipotyphla; Soricidae
Product: zinc finger protein 426-like
Exons: 8
Coding region: 334-1236 (300 amino acids)
Biological process (GO): regulation of DNA-templated transcription
Source: RefSeq, a predicted model, not a curated record
AGAAAACUGGCCUUGGGGCUAGUGGGUGAGGGGGCCCUGGAAGAAAAGGGGGGUCACUGAGAGGCGAUUUUGUCCCAGGACGGCGAGGGGCCUCUUUAGACAGCUCGGAAACUCCACGCUCUUUACACUGCGAGCCGCGGGGCGCUUCAUCCACGUGUUCGGGGGUGAAAAGCCGCCCCAGGACCGCGGGUGACGUCCAAGAAGAAGCAUCUGUGCGGCGCCCGCCCAGGGCCGGGCACCCACCGUGCGUCUCUCUCCGACCGCCGGUCCCCGGAUGUGGGGGUCAUUUUCACAAACAGCCUCUCCACCUGUCCUGGGAAAUAGUAAGAGGAGAUGAUGAGUCCUGGGGUACCCGGCUGGUCUCAGGACGCGGUGACCUUCCCCGACGUGGCCGUGAGCUUCACCCCGGAGGAGUGGACGUGCCUGGAUGUCUCUCAGAGGAAGCUCUACAGGGACGUGAUGCUGGAGACCUACCAGCACCUGCGGGCCAUCGGCACCGGGAGUGCCACGUUCCAACCAGCAGUGAUCUCUUGGCUGGCCACAGAUGCGGGGACCAUGAAGAGCCGCGUCCUGAAAGUGCAUAGCGGAGCACCCACUGCUGCGUUCCUGCCCUUUGAGACACCUUUGUCUCCUUCCGCUACUUCUUCCAUUUCCUGUUUUCUAGUAGACUGGGAAUUGCUCCUUCCAAACCAGGAUGUAGCUUUUGACCCACUUGAAGACAGGAAAGAAACAUCCAGCCGGAUCAAGACGGGCCAUCUGGCUGUGAGCUGCGUGGAAAACGCACCCGGCGACCCGCAUGCCCUGGCCCCCGUGGGAACACCCCCGGGGUUUCUCGGGUGUAGGGAAACGGGAUCAGGCCCUACCACCCUACGCAUGCCCGGAGUGUGGCCUCGGGUUCAGCCAGUCAUCGGGGCUCACCAAGCACCUGAAGAUCCACACGGGCGAGAAGCCCUACGCGUGCCAGGCAUGCGACAAGGCCUUCACCGAGUCCUCGGGCCUCUGCAAGCACCGGCGCAUCCACACGGGGUCACACCCAGUGGUGAUCAGCGCUUACUCCUGCCAGGGCUUGGGGGGACCCCAUGUGGUGACUGGGAUCCUACACAGCCAGCACUUUACCCCUGUGCUGAAUCUGAUACCUCAACAUCGUUCUACUUCCGGUUCCUCAACUUCUCCACAGCAGGUGCCUGGGAAACCGGGCUCAGGGUCCGGCCUGAAAGACUACGCUGGCCACUGUGAAUGCAGCUCUGGGCCUGCCUUGCAGGGGAGGCCGUGGCCCAGGGGUGAUGCAGGAGGAAUGUGUCUUUCCGUGGGUCACUCUGCUGGCCUCGGGAGCAGAUGGCCGGGAAGGAGCAUUUUCACCCAAGGCCACAGUCCGC